AUGGGCAUGCUCGGCUCCUCCAGCAGGCUCAGCGGCCGUGCGGUGGCGGUCGUGCGGCUGCCGGGUCUGGACAAGCUGAUCGGGGGCGCCGUCCCGGAGCACACGGGCCGGGCAGCAUCUCAAGCGACGGACGGGGCCGGCGAGCGCGGCGCGCCCGCGGGCACGAUGCAGGCGCCGCAAGGCUCGGGCGUGCCGCGGACUGCGUUCCGUCUGUCGCCGGGCAGCAAGGGCGGUUCGCGGCGCGGUUCGGCGGGUUCGUCGAGCCAGCGCUCCUCCCAAGGAUCGCGUGGACACGCCACGCAGCAGACGUCCGCGCGAGGUUCAGGCAGGGAAGCAUCUACGAGCUCAGCGCCGCUCCGCCGCGGGCGCCUCGUCGAGUGGUCCGGCGCGGGCGACCAGCACAUCUUCGGGCUCGCGGUGCUCACGCGCGAGGACCCGCAGCACCGCUGGGAGGCCGUGGCCGCCGACGGUUCUCCGCUGUUGCUCUCCGCGCGCGACAUAACGCUCGUGCUCCCCGGGGACCGCUACCGCCCCGAGGACGCCGUCAAGGUCUGGGACGAAGCGUCCCAGCAGGACCCCGACGCGCUCGCGGCCGCCUGGGAGACGCUCUCGGCCCAGGGGUCGCCCAGCGUGGGCGCCGAAGACGUUGCGCGCGUGCUCUUCCAGUCGGACGACGCGUCCGCGGUGUACGCCGCGCACAGGAUGCUCGCCGCGGACCGCAUCUUCUUCUCCCGCGCGUCGCGCCGCCGCCCGGGCGGCCAGUACCGCCCGCGGACCCCCACGCAGGUCGCCGCGCAGCGCCGCCGCGCACAGGCCCAGGCCGCGCGCGCCGAGAAGCUCAAGGCCUUCGUGCAGACCGCCCAGGCCGCCGCCUUCCAACCGUGGGGCUCCAAGCCCACGGCCAGCGACUGGCACCACGGCCCGCACGCGGACGUCGUGGCCGCGCUCGUCGACCUCGCCCUCGAGAAAGCGACGCCCGCGGACGGCUCCGCGGCGCAGCUCGCCGUCGCCGCGCUGCACGCGCUCGGCUUCGAGCCCACGCCGAACGCCGCGGCCUGCCUCCUCGAGGGCGUCGGCGUGUUCCGCCGCAACGAGGAGCUCCCCGUGCUGCGCGCGGGCAUCACGCGGGACUUCCCCGCGGAGCUCGAGGCCGCCGCGGCCGAGCUCGCGCACAACCCGCCGCCGGACCCGGACGCCGCGCAGCGCCGCGACCUCCGCGCGCUGCCCGCGGUGACCAUCGACUCGAUCAGCACGUCGGAGAUCGACGACGGGCUGUCGUGCGAGCUGCUGCCGGACGGCGGCGCGCGCGUGUGGGUGCACGUCGCGGACCCGACGCGGUACAUCGAGGAGGGCUCCCCGCUCGACCUCGAGGCCCGCCGGCGCUCCACCACGAUGUAUCUCCCGACGGGGAUCAUUCCGAUGUUUCCGCUGUGCUUGGCGGCGGGCCCGUUCUCGCUGCGCGCCGGCGUGGACUCGUGUGCGCUCUCGCUCGCGGCGACGCUCGCGCCGGACGGCUCGCUCGCGAAGUUCGAGGUGGUGCCGAGCACGGUGCAUGUGGACCAGCGGUUGACGUACGACGACGUGGACGCGCUGCUGGCGGACGGCGAGGGCGGGGAGGUGCCCGAGGGCGCGAAGGCCGUCGCGGAGGAGCUGCGGACGCUGAUGCGGCUCGCGGACCUGCGCCGGGCGUGGCGGAAGUCGCAGGGCGCCGUCGACGUGUUCUCGCCCGAGUCGGAGGUGCGCGUCGUCGACGCGUGGCGGCCGGACCCGGAGGUCACCAUCCAGGCGUGGUCCGCGGACACGUCCCCGUCGCGCCGCCUCGUCAUGGAGAUGAUGGUCCUCGCCGGGGAGGUCACGGCGAUGGCCGGCGCGCGGCUCGGGCUCCCGCUGCCGUACCGCGGGCACCUCGACCCCGUCCUGCCGUCCGCCGAGGAGCUCCGCGACCUCCCCGAGGGCGUGUGCCGGUCGGUCUACCAGCGGCGCUUCUUCACGCGAAGCCUCAUGUCGACAUCGGCCGUCAUGCGGCACGGCGCGCUAGGCCUGCCCGGGUACGUCCAGUGCACGAGCCCGAUCCGGCGGUACCCGGACAUGCUCGCGCACUUCCAGCUGAAGGCGGCGCUGCGCGCCGGCGGCGGCGCGGCCGCCGCGGGGGCUGUGCGCUUCACCGCGGAGGAGCUGGAGCGCAUCGUGGACGAGGUGGGGCGCGAGGCGAAGUUCCGCGCGGGCGUGAGCAGCGAGGUGACGGCGCAGUGGGUCGCGGAGUACAUGUCGCGGCGGCUGGAGAUGCCGCUGCGCGGCAUGAUCGUCGGGUGGGUCGACGAGACCGCGGGGCGCGCGCUGGUGCUGCUGACCGACUUGGGGCAGGAGACGGUGGUGCCGAUCCAACGCGCGGGCGCGCGGAUCGGCGAGAAGAUCCUCGUGACGCCGCUCGCCGCGGACCCCAAGGCCGGGACGUGGGAGGGCCAGGAGUGCGGCUGA
This is a messenger RNA of Pedinophyceae sp. YPF-701, 2478 nucleotides long. Lineage: Eukaryota; Viridiplantae; Chlorophyta; Pedinophyceae. The record is from the annotation of a GenBank genome assembly.